Doryrhamphus excisus (bluestripe pipefish) is the source of this 5095-nucleotide messenger RNA. RefSeq names its product hyperpolarization activated cyclic nucleotide-gated potassium channel 5 (gene hcn5). Gene Ontology annotation, cellular component: HCN channel complex; membrane; dendrite. NCBI's taxonomy places the organism in Eukaryota, Metazoa, Chordata, Actinopteri, Syngnathiformes, Syngnathidae. Gene Ontology annotation, molecular function: voltage-gated potassium channel activity. Gene Ontology annotation, biological process: sodium ion transmembrane transport; regulation of membrane depolarization; potassium ion transmembrane transport. The record is from RefSeq and is a predicted model, not a curated record.
UGGGCGUGUCGGUCGGAGCUAGCGGCGCCCGGACGCUCCUCUGGAAGCGAGGAGCCCGAGUCCUGUCGCUGCCGCCCCCUGUGGACACAAGCGGAACACACACCGCCACGCCGUCAAUAACACGUCACGGAACACUUCAGCACGAGAACAGACCUUACGGGAAACCAACCAUGCUAACAACCGAUGGCGGGAUUGAAACAAGCUAAUGAAACACGCUAGGAUGAUAACGACGUCAUCGUUCCAGGACAAGCGCAGCACGGCCUCAGCGGCUUCUUCACCUCGCCGCCCUGGCUCACGGAUGGCGGCUCCACGCUGGCGGCAGACACGGUCGACAUCUUCUGGCUGCGUGGCACACAGGAAUAAUCCUUCAGGAUCCUCUGCUCUGGUCCAAGUCACACUGUACACCACACCCGCCUUUAUGGGUCAUUUGAUAGAAAGAAAUGGCAUGGGAUCCAUCACCUCUCGGAGCCAUGCAUCUGGUCUGAGCCACACAUAACUGGAAUAAUUCCAGUUUCCUUCCCUUCCAUUCCAACUUGGCAUUGCCGGGUCAAACAAUGAGCAAGUGUGCUCGGGCCAACUGUCACACAUGUCCUCAUUUUGUAAUCUUCCCAGCCAAUUUCAGAUGACCUAAAUUAGCCUUUUACCGGCACAUAUUCCCACAGAGGCUAUGCCGACAUUGGCGUUCUUAUUACGGGCAGGGAUGGAGGUGUGUCCUCGGGCGGAAGGGAAACCACUAGACGCGUCAAACUAUCAUUUAAAACGGCGGAACUGUAGAUAAAUAAGAACUAAGAAGAAACAUUACGGAGUUUUGCUGUGCUGAUGUUGAAGAAGUCCUAGUUCCUGUAUUGCAUAACGCAUGUGUUUACUAGCUCGCUAGCUAGCUUAAAAGUCACGCCGUUAUGUCAAGCGCUAAAAGUUCCCUAAAACACACACAAUAACAUCACUAAAAGGAGCACAGACGACCAAGGCGGGGUAUAGAUGUAUACAGAUAUACAUAUAUACAGAUAUAUACUUACCGGGGGAGGGAAGCCGGUGAACGAUGCUAACUACCGCUUCACCUUCACGAGUGUGGCUUUAUACAACGUCACGUGACCGCGACACAGGCUUCUGGGAAAUGUAGUCUUUACACGGAUUAUAACCACGCUGAACGAUCAGGUGCCUUUAUUUAUUCAUUUAUUUUUUUGCAUUACGACGAAGACCCGACGCAUGCAAUAUCUAUUCACCAAAUCAUCAGUCAAUGACUUUGUUCAUUUGAAGCUACAUUUGCUUUGAUGGCCAUGAUGUCUGGCAGCACUAUGCUAGCGGCUAGUACGGACAGGGCCCAACAUCCCAAAGUGAAUUCAUAAGUUCCAAACACAAAACUCGGGUUCCGUUUUAUGAGCUAAUCUGCAGUACUUCCCUCAUCCGGUCGAUUUGGGGUUCGGUAUCUUUUUGGCCUUUGCGGCAUUUUCCGCCGCCAUUCCAAAAACAUGCCCCAAUUGGAGCCAUACAGUUUGUACUGUACGUGUCCUGUGAUUGACAGCCGAGAGCGAGCCCCGCCCACCCAAAGUCAGCUGGCACCGGCUCAUCUUAUGAGGACAAGCCCCACAAGCGGGACCUUUCCUUGGAAUGCUGUACAAGCUGCUGCCGGCAGGACAAAAUAUAGAACGCGGGGGCUCGGGAGUAUUGAAAUAUGAAAAAUGCAUGUGUGUUUUUACAUGCCUGCUGUGCGUCAGCAAAAGAAAAGCCAUGCGUAAGCAAGCAGAAGCCCUGAGUCAUUCCCAGCGACCAGCUGUGUCCCGUUUAAACAAACAGGAAGCUUUGCAUAUUAUUCAUUUGCUCGCCUCCGCCUGGACGAUAGUUACCUUUUUUUUGGGGGGGGGGGGCAACAUUGCUGCUGCCUAAGCGCCACAUUGCUGCUUUAGUGCUGCUUUAGUGCUGUGUUGAUGAUGAUGAGUCCUUGUGUGAGUCCUCAUCAUCCCUCCUAUCUCUAUUUUUUGCCAAAAAAAUGAGCAGAGUGAGCGCUCUCGUCUCUCUCCAAGUCCGCUGAUUAGCCAACAAAUUGCCUCCCAGGACAAUAAAGCUCCAUGCCGGUUGAGAAAACAAAGUCUUGGGUAAUCAGCAGUAGAUCAUACGUAGGUGGGCUUUGGGGAAAAGAUCCAUUUCAAACAGAACUUUCACUUUGACACAAAUAUUUGUGACAGCUCAAACAUCUCAACUAUACCAACAUGGUUGUUUGAGUGCUAAUAACUAUUUAGCAUUUUGUCAUGUGGACGUGAACCGUGCGUGUGAUUGUGUUCAAAUGUCCCUACAUACCCCCACCCCCUCACCCCUCCUGCCAGCUCCUACCAGGUGCCCUACUGCCCCCUGGUGGCCGUUUUUAUGGCUUAAAAGUGCUCUGACAUCAAAUGCAUCAGCAGAGUUGCAUCAUCACCUCCUUUUGCCUCUCACGCACAAAAACACAAAGUGCGUAGGAAUAUGUCGUUAACCCUAAAAAAUCAUCAUGAAAUCAUCUUUAGUAUUGAAAGAUCUCAGAAAGUACUUUUCAAUUUCAUCUGGGUUUUCCUGGAGCUGCAGCACGCCAGCCUUUGAAAGACGGCCCUCCAGCGUCGUGAAAAGGAAACAAUCGCCUCCGCACGAGAAAACAUGCGGUCCAUGUAAGCCGCCACGAAUUCACCUUUGUCGCUGACGUGACCUCACAGUUAAUCCCGUCAUGUGGCACCAUCCCUCCUGCCAGCGGCUUAAGUAAAACGAUGAAAACCCACGUGUGCCUGACUAAUGUGUAAAUGAUCCACACAGGAGGAACUGCAGAGGCAUCAAGUGACAGUCAAGUGUUUCCUUACAUCUGAGCCCCCCCCCCCCCCCCAUUCCCCAACCCCCCCGAAUAAGGAAUGGACUUUAGCCUCUUGACACGGCAUGAUUGAUGGAGGAUGAAAGUUAAGUCCUGAAUAGUUGAUGAGCUGAGAGGAAAAGAGAAGAAAUGAAAAGAUUGGAUGCAGAAAUAGAGAGAGAGAGGGAGAGAGCGAGGGGGCGAGCCAGGACGAGGGAGGCUGGGCAUCAUCCCCUCGCCCCGCCACCACCCGCCUUCAUUAAGGCUGAGCUCUUGCACGGAGAAGCACCUUGCGGCCCCCAGAGGAGGGCAGAAGAAGAAGGGAUGGUGCCAUGAGGAGAUCCAGCCGUGCCGCGGCGGCCAUGGAGAGACUGAGGGGUCCGGCGGCGGCGGCGGGGGGGGGGGUGCUCCAGGGCCACCUGUGGGUGGAGAGCCCUGCUCCUGCCGCAGCAAAACCGCCAGUCGCUGUACAUGUACGGCAGCGAGGUGGCGGUGGAGAAGGAGUGCUUACGCCAACUCCAGAGCGGCGUCUUUGUCAUCCACCCCUUCAGCCUCCUGAGGAGCUACUACAUCAUGGGCAUGAUGGCCAUCACGUUCCUCAACCUAAUUGGCAUCCCCAUGGAGAUAGCGUUCCUGGACCGGACCGGCGGGCUGGCAUGGGAAGGCUUUAAUGUCUUCUCCGACACGCUCUUCCUGAUUGAUGUGGCCUUGAAUUUUCGCAUGGGCAUCAUCGCGGAGGACGGCGAGGAAGCUAUUCUGGACAUCAAGCAGAUCCGAGUGAGCUACCUGAGGACCUGGUUCAUUCCGGACGUUAUUGCCGCCUUCCCUAUUGGCUACAUACUGCUGUUUGCGGACUUGCACUACCACAGUGACGACAACCCCUCCAAGACCACCAAGAUGAUGAGAAUCCUCAUGUUUGUGCGCAUCCUCAGCCUGAUCCGACUGGCCCGGGUGUCCAGGCUGGUCCGCUUCUUCAACGAAGUGGAGAAAGUAUCCAACGCCAACCUGGAGGUGGUGCGUCUCUUCUUCCGCAUCCUGUCUCUGUUCAUGAUGAUUUUCCUGCUGUGCCACUGGAACGGCUGCAUCCAGUACUUUGUUCCCAUGCUGGAGGAGUUCCCGACUGACUGCUGGGUCCGAAAAGAAAACCUGAUGAAUGCCACGGUCAUCGUGAAGUACUCUUGGGGAGUUUUCCGGGCUCUUUCCCAGAUGAUCGCGCUCUCCUACGGAUCCAUGGACGCCCCCACAAAUUACGUGGAGAUGUGGAUCGUCAUGGUCAGCAUGGUGUCCGGCUGCCUGAUGUACACCGUGCUGGUGGCCAACACCACCGCCAUGAUCGCCAACAGUGACCCCGCCUCCAAGGAGUACAAGAGCAAGAUGAGUCGCUUGGAGCACUACAUGGCCUUCAUGAAGCUCCCGCCGGAGCUGCAGCUGCGCAUCACCAACUACUACCAGGCGCGCUACGGAGGCAAGUGGUUUGACGAGAAGGAAGUCAUGCAUACCGUGUCGUCGGCGCUCAAGGAGCAAAUCCUGACGGUGAUGUGCAGCCGCCUGCUGAGGAACAUGCCGCUGUUCCGGAGUCAGGACGACAACUUCCUCAGCUCCGUGGUUCAGAGGUUGGAGUACGAGGUCUACCAGGAGGGAGACGUCAUCACCCGGGAGAACGUGCCGGGCGACCGCAUGUUCUUCGUCGACCAUGGCCAAGUGCUGGAGGAGAACGACUCCUUCCAGAGGGAACUGUGUGACGGAGACUUCUUUGGAGAGGCGUGCGUGCUGACCAGAGGCAAACAUCUGGCCACGGCCAAGGCGCUGACUGACUGCCAGUGCUUCAGCCUGUCCUGUGAUGACUUUCGGGAGGUGCUGCAGGGCUUCCCGGAUGUCAGGAAGGACCUGGAGGACAUGGUGGAGCUCCAGUAUUCGGGAGAGGGACUGGUGUGAGGAGCGGGACGAGACCGCGCCUCCACCACAACAUGAGCAGUUAGCCAAUAUCCAUCAUGAUCAUAUCUACUGUACCCAUCACGUGUCAGCAAUAAUCAAUAAAGUAUCCUGUAUGCGUCCUCAGCAAUAGUACACAUUUAACACACGCAGUAUUUUCCCUGACUUUUCAAGUAACACUCCGACUUUUUGUGUAUCUGGUUUUUGGUACCCUGCAAUCCACGCUAAUCCUCUGUACCUAAAGUAUACACACAGCAGUAUGUUAUGCAGUAUUUACAAUAGCGAUCAGUACUGUCAUUGCACGGUAUAAUAAUAAUAAUCAUUCAUUGAUUUGGUAUGCAUGUCCAUCCUAUG